Messenger RNA from Carya illinoinensis, 637 nucleotides. RefSeq lists its product as uncharacterized. Bases 125 to 481 code for a protein of 118 amino acids. Gene Ontology annotation, biological process: systemic acquired resistance. Lineage: Eukaryota; Viridiplantae; Streptophyta; Magnoliopsida; Fagales; Juglandaceae. The transcript is spliced from 2 exons. Gene Ontology annotation, molecular function: fatty acid binding. The record is from RefSeq and is a predicted model, not a curated record.
CUAGUGUGGAUACACUCUAGUGCUGUAUCCACUAUCUUUUGUGGGUUUUACGUGUAAACACUUUUUGAGCUGCCUGUGACACUAUAAAAGUCCGCAGAGGUGGUGUGGGCAGUGCAUCAGAGAAAUGCAAGUUCCAAUGAAGUCCAUUUGGUUUCUAGUGCUUCUUGUUGUUGUAGGAAUUGCUGCCAUUGAUGAGGUUUACGGGGCUGGUGAAUGUGGGAAAUCCUCCCCUGACAUGGAAGCAUUUAAACUCGCUCCAUGUGUAUCAGCCGCACAAGAUGCGAGUGCUCAAGUUUCUGAUAGAUGCUGCAGUCAGGUGAAAAAGAUUGGUAAGAACCCAAAAUGCCUUUGUGCUACUAUGCUUUCCAACACAGCUAAAAGUUCCGGGGCUAAACCAGAGAUUGCAGUGACCAUCCCCAAACGUUGCAAUAUAGCUGAUCGUCCAGUGGGAUACAAGUGUGGAGACUAUACAUUGCCUUGAAUACUGAAGCUCCCAUGUCAUGGCGUCUGUGUGAAAUAGUUGCUCUUAGUACUAGCGUGCUGAGAUUGUCUUUGUAGCUGCAGCAUCUAGCUGAGCAGAUUACUGUGAUGUCUAGGCACACGAAUAACAAAAUAAAUAAAUGAAUAGUGUUUGAUC